Girardinichthys multiradiatus is the source of this 2565-nucleotide messenger RNA. RefSeq names its product extracellular calcium-sensing receptor-like. The coding region runs from base 37 to 2565 and encodes 842 amino acids. Gene Ontology annotation, molecular function: G protein-coupled receptor activity. The transcript has 9 exons. Lineage: Eukaryota; Metazoa; Chordata; Actinopteri; Cyprinodontiformes; Goodeidae. Gene Ontology annotation, cellular component: membrane. The record is from RefSeq and is a predicted model, not a curated record. Gene Ontology annotation, biological process: G protein-coupled receptor signaling pathway.
UCAUGUCUGUUACAGGGGCAAUUUCAUCUCAACGGUAUGCACAAGGCUGGGGAUGUGAUGCUCGGUGGGCUGUUUCAGGUCCACUUCUUUUCUAUCUUUCCUGACCUGUCCUUUACUGCUGAACCACAUCAGCUUACAUGCAAUGGUUUUGAUUUCUUAGGGUUUAGACAGGCUCAGACCAUGGCCUUUGCUAUUGAUGAGGUUAACAGAGACUCCCAGCUGUUACCCAACGUGACUUUGGGGUACAGUCUGUAUGACAACUGCCUGACUCUUGGCAUUGGGUUUCGUGCAGCACUUGCAUUAAUCAGCAGUCAGGAGGAGCAAAUUAUAUUGAAUGAGACCUGUGAAGGAAGACCUCCAGUUCUGGGGGUUGUGGGAGACUCUUCCUCUACACGCUCCAUUGCUAUCUCGACUGUCUUAGGUUUGUACAGAGUGCCUAUGGUGAGUUAUUUUGCCACAUGCGCCUGUCUAAGUGACCGGCAGAAGUUUCCAUCCUUCUUUAGGACAAUACCAAGUGAUGCUUUCCAGGUGCGUGCCAUGAUUCAAAUACUGAAACACUUUGGCUGGACCUGGGCCGGUUUGCUGAUAAGUGAUGAUGACUACGGCUUGCAUGCUGCCCGAUCCUUCCGUUCAGAUCUGGGUGUGUCUGGGGGUGGCUGUCUAGCCUAUUUGGAGGUUUUGCCCUGGGAAAAGGAUUUGAUUGAAUUUCAGAGGAUUGUGGAUGUAAUGAAGAAAUCCACAGCUCGUGUUGUCAUUGUGUUUGCACAUGAGAGUCAGAUCAUUAAUCUCAUGGAGGAGGUGGUGAGACAGAACUUGACAGGCCUUCAGUGGUUGGCAAGUGAAGCCUGGUCCACCGCUACUGUUCUUCAGACCACUCAACUAAUGCCGUACCUUGGUGGCACAUUGGGCAUCGCUAUCCGUCGAGGAGCGAUACCAGGCCUCAAGGAUUUCUUGCUACACACACGUCCCGAUCUACAACACAACAACAGCUUUGAAAAUAGCAUGGUGAUAUUUUCUUCACUAAGUGAGGUAAACCAGUUUUGGGAAUUCACAUUUCAGUGCAGAUUUAAACCAACUCCAUCAGGUUGGGUUGAGAACGAUGGAAAAGUUUGCUCUGGAGACGAGGAUUUAGAGGCAGUGGAGACUGAGUUCUUGGAUGUUUCUGAUCUCAGGUCUGAGUACAAUGUUUACAAAGCUGUGUAUGCACUGGCAUAUGCCCUUGAUGAAAUAUUAAAGUGUAAACCAGGGAAAGGACCUUUCUACAAGCAAAGCUGUGCCACUAUGCAAACUCUUGAACCAUGGCAGCUUGUUUAUUACCUGGAAAGGGUUCAUUUCACCACAUCAUUUGGUGAUCAAGUGUCAUUUGAUGACAAUGGUGAUGCCUUACCAAUAUAUGAUGUUAUGAACUGGCUCUGGCUCCCUGAUGGACAAACUAAAGUUCAAAAUGUCGGAGAGGUUAAAAUGUCUGCGUUCAAUGGUGAACAACUCAUACUUGAUGGAGACAAAAUCUUCUGGAACUUUAAACCCAAAAAGCCACCCCGGUCAGUGUGCAGCAACGACUGUCCUCCAGGUACCCGUGUGGUAAGAAAGAAGGGGGAACCCGAGUGCUGUUUUGACUGCAUCCCUUGCUCUGAGGGAAAGAUCAGUAAUAGCACUAAUUCCUUGGAGUGCUUCAGCUGUCCAGAAGAUUACUGGUCCAUCCCCCAGAGAGAUCACUGUGUUCCUAAGAAAACCGAGUUCCUCUCCUAUCAGGAACCUUUAGGGAUCUGUUUGACAGCAGCCUCAUUGCUGGGGACAUUUAUCUGCACUGUUGUUCUAGGAAUCUUCAUCUAUCACCGUAGCACACCUAUAGUACGAGCCAACAACUCAGAACUUAGUUUCAACCUGUUGCUUUCACUUAAAUUAUGCUUCCUGUGUUCACUGCUGUUUAUUGGACGACCCAGAUUGUGGACAUGUCAGCUUAGACACGCAUCAUUUGGGAUCAGCUUUGUGCUUUGUGUCUCAUGCAUCCUGGUUAAAACUAUGGUGGUUCUGGCGGUUUUCAAAUCCUCCAAACCAGGAGGUGAAGCCAGUCUCAAAUGGUUUGGUGUUUCACAGCAGAGGGGAACAGUUCUAGUUCUCACAUCUGUCCAGGCAGCAAUCUGCACUGCUUGGCUCAUCUCUUUUUCACCGUCUCCACAUAAAAACACCAAAUACCACAAUGAUAAGAUAGUUUAUGAGUGUGUAGUUGGCUCUGCUGUCGGUUUUUCAGUGUUACUUGGAUACAUUGGUAUUUUGGCUAUUCUUAGCUUUGUGUUAGCAUUUUUGGCAAGGAAUCUUCCUGACAACUUUAAUGAGGCUAAGCUUAUCACUUUCAGCAUGCUGAUCUUCUGUGCUGUAUGGGUGGCCUUUGUUCCUGCUUAUAUUAGCUCACCAGGCAAAUAUGCAGAUGCAGUAGAGGUGUUUGCAAUCCUGGCCUCCAGUUUUGGUCUUUUGUUGGCACUGUUUGGACCCAAAUGUUACAUAAUUUUGCUUAGACCAGAGAGAAAUACAAAGAAGGCCAUCAUGGGAAGAGGAAUUGAGUAA